Molecule: messenger RNA, 1200 nt
Organism: Rotaria sordida
Lineage: Eukaryota; Metazoa; Rotifera; Eurotatoria; Philodinida; Philodinidae
Source: the annotation of a GenBank genome assembly
AUGAAAAUCUUGGAUGAAUAUCAUCAUUUAUGUAAUCUCACUUAUUUAACAAUUAAUUCCUGUAAUUGUGGUGCCAAUCAAAGUGAAUAUCAAUCAAUGAUCAACAGCAUUUGGAGUUUACCCAAACUCAUUAAAUGUAGUUUCAAUACCUGCAUCCUAGCACAUACGGUUUUUCAAAUACCAACAAACAUCUCUUCAUCGCUUGAAAGUGCAUCUAUACCUAGUCAUGGACCUGAAUUAAAUCAACUACAUACAUUGAUUGAAUGUACUCCUUGUCUUAAUAGACUUCAUCUUCAAAUACUUCGACUUCAGGUGGAACAGAGAACAUUUGGUUUAUCUGAAAAUAUAAUACAAGAACGUGCUGAUAAAUUACUUAAGUCAUUUCAAACUUCAUUUUGGACUAAUCAACAUCAUUGGUUUGUUCGAUGUUUUAUAGAAUACCAAACUAUUUAUCUCUUCACUCUAUCUAAAACAUUAAAUUACGACGAGCUUGAUCUCCCCCAUUCAUUGAAAUUGACUGAUCUCCAUUAUGAUCAUCAAGAAUUUUAUAAUAGCAUCACUUCUAUACAGAAUUACAGAUUAUUUGAUCAACCAAUUUCAUCCUACAUUCGUCUUCCUCAUAUCAAAGAUCUCAGGAUAAAACUUCCUCUUAAUGAUCAGUUUUGGUCUAUUGUUCCAAGUGUGAAUAUACUGGAAACACUUAUAGUCUAUUCACAUGCUGAUAGUUUUCAAUAUCAAUUGCAAGUUUUACUUGAUCGUGCACCUAACCUUCGUUGUCUAGAUAUCCGUCAAGAUGAAUCAUUAUCUUUACAAAUGUCAUUAUUCCAGUAUAGAACCUCAUCAGUUCGUCAACUCGAUUUUCGAGGUUAUAAUUAUUAUUUCAAUGAAGAAGAAUGUAUUAGAUUAUGUCAUUCAUCAUUAUGUAUUCAAUGUGGAGUUCUUUUUAUCAGAAUUAAGAGUCGUCAUAGUACCAUUUAUCUUGUCAAAAAUAUGAUAAAUCUUCGAUCAUUACAUGUUAAACGUGACGAUGAAGAGUAUCAUAAACGAUUAGCAAUAUCAAAGAAUAAUAAUGACAAAUAUCGUGAUGGAAACGUAGAAAAUGAAGAGGAACUUAUUGAUUGGUUAAAAGAUCGUUUACCAUCGACGUGUUUAUUCUCAAAAAAUGCACAUUUUCCUAGUGACAUUGUAAUAUGGAUUUGA